AUGUUCUCGAGACAGGCCCUGCUCCGCUCAGCUCGUGCUGCAGCUCCCUCGCGGGCGAUUGCCUCGCAGGCACGCUUCUACGCCGCCCCCGCCGCCGCCGAGGCCGUCAAGCCUCCCGUCGCCCUCUUCGGCGUCGAUGGCACCUAUGCCACUGCCCUGUACACCGCGGCCGUCAAGUCCUCCUCGCUCGACCCGACCGCCACCGCCCUGAACAAGCUGGGCGGCCUGGUCACCCAGGACGCGAAGCUGGCCGCCAUCCUCGACGCCCCGACCCUGACCCCCGCCGACAAGUCCGCCAUCAUCGCCGAGCUCGAGAAGACCGCCGGCUCCAACGCCACCGUCAAGAACUUCCUUCAGACCCUUGCCGAGAACAACCGCCUGGGCCUCCUCGGGGGCGUCUGCACCAAGUUUGGCGAGCUGAUGAGCGCUGCGCGCGGCGAGGUCGAGAUGACGGUUACGAGCGCUACGCCGCUGGACAACCGGACCCUGAGCCGACUUGAGACCGCCGUGUCCAAGUCCUCCUAUGUCGGCCAAGGCAAGAAGCUCAAGGUCACCAACGAGGUCAACUCUGACAUCAUCGGCGGCCUGGUUGUUGAGAUCGGAGACCGAACCAUCGACCUCUCUGUCUCUUCCAAGAUCGCGAAGAUGAACAAGCUCCUGACCGACACCCUGUAA
Diaporthe citri is the source of this 675-nucleotide messenger RNA. RefSeq lists its product as uncharacterized. Gene Ontology annotation, molecular function: proton-transporting ATP synthase activity, rotational mechanism. The record is from RefSeq and is a predicted model, not a curated record. Bases 1 to 675 code for a protein of 224 amino acids. Gene Ontology annotation, cellular component: membrane. Gene Ontology annotation, biological process: proton motive force-driven mitochondrial ATP synthesis. Lineage: Eukaryota; Fungi; Ascomycota; Sordariomycetes; Diaporthales; Diaporthaceae. The transcript has 4 exons.